GCCAUUUUUUAUACUAAACGAUGGUUUCUUCACAUUCACGAUACAUAACGUUGCUAAAAAAAGGUGGAAUAUAAACAGACAUUGUGUUUUUAUGGAAAUCUGAAGAAAUGCCGUCUCCGCUUGAAUUAAGAGAACCCUGUUUAUUUGUGGUGACCUGAGACAAAACAACCCCAUACAACAUGGGCAAAGAACAGAAAUGCAUUCUUUGUGAAACUGUCUACAACUCCAAACAGGAGAUGGAGGAGCACAUGAGAAGUAUGUUGCACCAUCGGGAACUGGAGAAUCUGAAAGGCCGGGACUGUGGACACGAGUGUCGGGUCUGCGGUGUGACGGUGGUGAGCCUGACCGACUAUGCUAGUCACAUCUCCAGCCCUGUACAUAAACAGCGCAUUGAAGAUCAGAAGCGCCAGCCCUUGAACGAAGACAAAGACGAAGAAUACUUUGAUAAGGAGUUUGUGCAGCUCAUUGAGAAACGCAGGGAAAUUAUCAGAAGAGAAGAGGCUGCUGCAAAGCUGGAUAAAGAGCAAGAGGACAUGAGGAGGUGGCGCGAGCUACAGUCUCAUUGGCAGGGGCCAAGGCCUUUAAUGUACCAGCAAUAUGGCUCUUGGGACCGACCCUUCCCUAACUACCACCAGCUCCCUAAAAGGGGCAAAGCCUCCAAUUGGCAGAAUUUAAGUUUUUCGUCCCCCGACCGCAAGUGGCCUAACCCUAACCGACAGAUCAGAUGCACUACAUGGCAUCCUGAAGGACCUCCCGACUUGCAGAGAUGGGGAUCAAUGGAUCAACAAGGAGGACAUUUGCAUAACCAAGGAAACUAUUGGGGUGGUAGACAAGGUGGCUAUGGUGUGUGCCCUCCACAUCAGAGAAAUAAGCCUCACUGGAAUAAUGAUCAGUAUAAGUUUACUUGGCAGGGACAACAUGGGGGACAUAAGUUUUUUAAUUCUCCUUCAAGAGAGCAGCAAAGUACAUUCAAAAGCUUUGAGGGUCAGACAAAGAGUCAACAGAAUCCAAAAGAAACUAUCGGAGAACCUGAUCUCGCCAAAGCUAAGUGUCAGAAGACAGAGAAGGUUCACCGAUGGACACCAUAUCCACCAGCUAAAGUUGCGGAUCCUUUAUCUCAACCUAACCCUCCAUCAAGCUCAGAGAAGUUAGAUGUGGAAUCUCUUGAAAACUGUAAGCCCAACAAGCACGCUGAAAGUGGGGCAUCUUCGACACAUAGUUCAAAGACUAAUCUCAUGCAAGAUAGAAGUCAAGACUCUAAAUAUUCCCAUUCAAGCUCAGAGUAUUCCCAACAUACAGCUUCAAAUGCAGAGAAAGAGCAUCUCCUGUCAGACAUGUUGCGAAAAGCCAAGGAGACCUUGCUGAAUCGAAAGAGCUCUGUUGACUCAUCCGGCCCAGAAAACUGCCUUAAAGGAACAAAGACAGCACCUCAGAUUAAAGAACCCCAGCAGGUCGAGAGUUUAGAUCAGAACAAGAAUAAAAAUAUACAUGAAAGUAAGAAGAAACUAAACAAGCAGAAGACACGAGAACGACCGGCUUUUGUUAAGCAUAGUAGCAAUAACAAAGACGCAAAGCUCACCAGUUCCGAGACUUUGGGCGAAAUUGGCAAAAAAUCGUCUCCAUCUCUGCAGUCCUUGCAAGUUAGUACCUCAACUAUGGACCAUGAAGAUGAGGAGGAGUGUGGUGAAAGAGAAUUAAAUCCUCACCUACCAGUCCAAGAUCAAGUCAUGGACACGGCAGAUGAAGGUUUGUGCUCAUCCGCUGAAGGGGUUGGGAUCAACCCAUCCCAACCAACAGAAGAUGGUUUGGUGCCCUCUUUAAGUAAGCUUGCCUUGCCUGCAUGUCUGAAACGAGAUCUGAGCCGCCAUAUGGGCACUAAAAGCAAAGCAACAGGUCAUGAACCCAACUUGAAUAAUGCCAGACGGAUUAGGAAUGUGAGUGACACGCGGAAGAACGAGUCGGAGAAGGACUCCGGACUCAAGCCCACCUUGCAGCAGCUCAUUCGCUCCUCUUCCUUCAGUAGAAAUGUCAACUGGGACCAGGUCUACCAGGAAGUCAAUCGUAAGAAGCAAGAGCAAGGCAAGGGCUUACCAAGAUUUGGUAUAGAAAUGGUGCCUUGUGAACCUGAAGGUCUGAAACAAAUGGAUGAAAAUGAUGUCCCUCUUUGUGAGGGCUUUCAUUGGGAAUCUGUGUUUGAUAUUAGUCAAGUAUCCGUGCCUUCCCGCAAACGUAGCUUGUCUGAAAGCAGCGUGGUCAAAAAUGGAUCUUCCGACACCAGCUCCCUCCUCAAAGCUGUAGAGCCAUUAAGAGACACUCCGGUUAGUGGUCCUUCACAGCAGUUGGAAAGAGAAGAGAAAGAUCAUUUGAAGAAUGAGGGUUUGAAAGGGCCCCCUCAGGGUCCUGAGGACGUUGAAGGAGACAUUGUUUGUACCUCAGAGACUGAGCUAAAUGACACACAAGGAGUUGGAAAGAAACGAAGGGCACCAGGGGAUGUUUUGUCUACAGAGAUUCCAAGUGAAGACAGAAAAAAUAAGAGACAAAAAAUCAAGUGUAAGAAAGAACGCUCUCCAGUGGAUCAGUUAUUGGCUAUAUCUCUACGUGAGGAGGAGCUUAAUAGCUCUCUUCAGACAGCUGAUAACAGCCUCAUUCAGGCACGUGCUGCCCUACAAGCUGCCUAUUUGGAAGUCCAACGCCUGCUGAUGUUGAAACAACAAGUAACCACAGAGAUGAACACUUUGAGAACCAAACGAAUUGAAAUUCUACAAGGGAUGCAAGGGGAAAAUGUGCCAGAGAGAAAAAAGGAUGAGACCGUGACCCCUUCAUCAGCCCCAAUUUCACAGAUCAACGUCUCUCACCCAACUGCACCUGCCCACUCAAUCUCUCCCUCCACAACCACCCCACCUCCUAUUGCCAUCAAACAGGAGCCCACCUCUCCCUCGAACUGCCCCUCUGAGCGCAACCUUCCAGGUCCUCAUAGGACCACACCUGUGCAAACAGAGUAUGCAGCAUGUCAGACAGAUACUAGCUUCAAGUUCAGCAAGAGAAAGGACUCAUCACAAGAAAGCACAAGCAUGUCUUUUACCGGAGCGCCCUCAGAUCAAAGACCGGAGCCGUCGCCCACGCCCCAAACAGAAAGUCAUCAGAGCUCUCAAGAGGGGUUAGCCAACCCCUCAUCUACGCUCAUUUCUGUAAAGCUCGCCCCCAAACUGCAGUCACCCUUCAUCCACCCAGAGACCAGCCCUGUGAAACGUGUUCGGAAGCUGAAGAAGAGAAAAUGUCUCAGGAAGGCAAUGGGAGAUGAGCAGCCUCAGAUCAGUGACUCUGAGUUAGAGCAGCCCAUCUCACGACCCGUUAGAAAGCACCGACCUCAGCGGCAAUCCAACGGCACCAGCGCCUCAACUUCCACAGCGCAAGAGAAUGGCAUAAACGUCAAGAUGCUGGCUUCAAAAGCGGACACAGAGGAAACCGAGUUGGUGUCACAACCAAUGAAUGUCAGUCAUGACUCAGAUUCAUCUGAACUAGAGAUGGUGGAGCUUCCCCCACAAGUGCCCAACGACAUUGUCAAUCUGGAUACUUCAGACUCAGAUGAGAUGCCUGAAAAGAAAACCAAAGAGUCAGUCACAGCAGGCACAGUUGAGCACGCAACAACAGAACCCCAAAAUCUUGCCUGCGAUGAGGUCACUUCCACCAGUGAAAUAGGCAGUAGCAGUACCGUCAAGGCUUGUGAAAGUGAAAUAAAAUCAUCCUCCACAAUGAUGGAAUCCAAGGUGCCUUCAGAUGUGUCAGACCCAGGGGAGGAGGAUAUGCCCACAGAAGGCAAGUUUGAAGGCCACCAGGAGGCAGUGAAUGCUAUGCAGAUCCAUAACGGACUGCUGUACACUUGCUCAGGGGACCGUACCUUACGUGCCUUCAACUUGGUGAGUCGUGAGUGUGUGUCUGUAUUUGAGGGUCACAGCAGUAAAGUGAACUGCUUGGUGGUGUCAUCUGGAUGUGGCUUGCAGCAGCGCCUGUACUCUGGAUCGAGUGAUCAGACCAUCCGCUGUUACAGCCUCAAGACAACAGUGUGUGUGGAACAGAUGUCUCUCCCAGAUCGAGUGCUCUGUCUUCAUAACCGAUGGAAGAUUCUCUACGCCGGUCUGGCGAACGGCACUGUUGUCUCCUUUAGUCUCAGGAACAAUAAGCAGUUGGACGUUUUUGAGUGUCAUGGCCCACGUGCUGUGAGUUGCCUGGCGACGGCUCAGGAGGGGGCUCGCCGCGUGCUGCUAGUCGGCUCCUAUGAUACCACCAUCAGCGUUCGGGAUGCUAAGAAUGGCCUACUGCUGCGUACUCUAGAGGGUCACACCAAAACCGUGCUCUGCAUGAAGGUGGUCAAUGAUUUGGUGUUCAGUGGCUCAAGUGACCAGUCUGUACAUGCACAUAAUAUACAUACUGGAGAACUGGUGAGGAUCUAUAAGGGUCACAGUCAUGCCGUCACUGUGGUGGCCAUUUUGGGAAAAGUCAUGGUCACCGCAUGCUUGGACAAGCUGGUCCGUGUGUACGAACUCCAGUCUCAUGACAGACUUCAGGUAUAUGGUGGACAUUCAGACAUGGUGAUGUGUAUGGUCAUCCACAAAAGCAUGAUCUACACAGGUUGCUAUGAUGGAAGCGUGCAAGCUGUCAGAUUGAACCUUAUCCAAAAUUACCGCUGCUGGUGGCACGGCUGUACGUUGAUCUUUGGUGUGAUGGAGCACCUGAAGCAGCACUUGCUGAACGACCACUCAAACCCAGCACAGCAGACGUUUAAAUGCCGCUGGAGAAACUGCGACUCCUUCUUCACCGCCCGCAAUGGCUCCAGACAGGCAGUGCAUUCCCACAUGGAAAAGCAUGCAGAGGAAAACAGUCAAAUGGAUCCAUGAAGGGCUGAGGGAGUACGCAUCACACACCUAAUCUCCUCUUUUCCCAUAUUGGGAAUAUCUCAUUCAGCCCUCACCAGAGGAGCCUUUUUCAUGGGCAUAUUUUCAUAUGAGCCAUCAGAUACCAACAACUCCCACUUAGACGAGAGACAUUAAAAAAAUAUGACAGCGUUAAUGGCAAUUUAAAUAAUUAUGACUUGAUUUUAUUCUCACCGAAAUGAUGUAAAAAGGAAAAUGCUGUCUAUGUGGUUUUGAUUUGUUGGUAUUCUGAUGAGACGAAAACUUUUACCUUUGUGUCUACUCAACUUCUGUCUAUCAGAAGCGCAGAGUUUGUCGGAUUCUUUUAUACUGACGUGGCAUUGCUCUGAUACUGCACAGGGUUUAUUUCUGCAGUAUCAGACAGAAGUCUCAUCUGAUCAUACAUUGUAUCUUCAGCUCUGAGAUUUACUGACCAAAUAAAGACAAAAAAUCACAUUGAGAGAAACAUUUGGAUACCAGUUUUGUACAUCAGAAGAGUUGCUGCAGCUCCCUCGCAGCACACAUGUAGCUCACUUUCGUGUGUCCGUGUUGUAUACGUUUGGAGUGUUUUAAGAAUUCGUAAUACUGCCAGAUUUUAGUGGUGUAACAUCGAGCUUUUAUAAAGGCCACCCUUUUUUUAAGUUGCAUCCAGGGAUUUGUCUCAAAAACAAUUUUGUGAAAGCAUAUCACUAAUAAAAAUCGAUCUGUAUCUCUGGGAGACUUUUACAUUUCAAUAUGGUUGCCAAAUACAAAAGCCAAUUUAGUCAAAGUGAGUCUGGUGGGUGUUUUUGUUUUAUUUUAACGUUCAUUUAAUGAGAUCUGUUUGAGAAUUAUUUUUUUUAUUUUUUGUUUUCUGUGUGGUUGCUCCCUAAAGGUGAAGCAAAGUUAGAAGAUACAGGCGUGCAGUGACUCUUAAGAUUGCAUCUGAAAUGUGUUUGCUGUGAGGGACUGAAAUGACACAGUUGGUGUGUGUAAGCCUUUAGGAACAUGAUCGUGUUUUAUGGGUCAGUGUUAAGAAAACAUUUUGGUUUUUCUUUUGUUCCCUGUAGUAAAGAGGGUGGGUUUAUUAGUAUUUUUUUCUUUACAGCAGAGAGUUUUAUUUUUGCAUUGAAGGGAUUUGUAGUUUUAUGUAAGUGCAUGAGAGCAGAGUUCACUUCACUCUGCUGGAAGGGACUUUUAUUUUGCCGUGUAUGAAAGUUGCAGGGCAGAUAAACAUUGAAGGUAUUUUUAUGCAGUGUUUUACCUAUCAUGACAUGAUGUUUUCAGCCCCUAUUACCAGCACAGACGGUCAAAAAUCAGUCUAUCUGCAAUAUUGAAGUAAUGUUAUUGUGUAGCUUUUUGACGGUAUACAGCAACAAUACCUGCUGUCAAGGCAAAUCAUGAGAGCUCUUUUCUGGAGUACUUCUGAAGUGUUAUUUUUGAAAAUGAUUUUUUUGUCACGUGAUUGUUUUUCCCCAUCAUAACCUUUGAACUCGGCUCUUUUGCUAUGACUGUGUUGCUGAGGAGAGGAUGCAGCCAACAUCUUACCUGGUAUUCCUAGUUUCUCACUAGUUUCCUAGUUCAUUUCAAAUUGUUAAAUUGUUAUAGACGUUUUGUACACAAAUGCUGUUGUAGAAAACAAUUAAAAAGAGACUGCCUAUG
Triplophysa rosa is the source of this 6551-nucleotide messenger RNA. RefSeq names its product zinc finger protein 106a (gene znf106a). The transcript is spliced from 22 exons. Lineage: Eukaryota; Metazoa; Chordata; Actinopteri; Cypriniformes; Nemacheilidae. The record is from RefSeq and is a predicted model, not a curated record. The coding region runs from base 180 to 4895 and encodes 1571 amino acids. Gene Ontology annotation, molecular function: RNA binding; SH3 domain binding. Gene Ontology annotation, cellular component: cytosol; membrane.